Macrobrachium nipponense is the source of this 9359-nucleotide messenger RNA. RefSeq lists its product as uncharacterized. Gene Ontology annotation, cellular component: cytoplasm. NCBI's taxonomy places the organism in Eukaryota, Metazoa, Arthropoda, Malacostraca, Decapoda, Palaemonidae. The record is from RefSeq and is a predicted model, not a curated record. Gene Ontology annotation, molecular function: cysteine-type deubiquitinase activity. The coding region runs from base 2272 to 5874 and encodes 1200 amino acids. Gene Ontology annotation, biological process: protein linear deubiquitination. The transcript is spliced from 21 exons.
AAGAUGGCCGCGUGAAGUAGUCGGAGUCAGACCUCUCCGCCUCCCUGCCGUGAUCUCUUCCUCUUUAGAUCCUUUUGACUAUGGAAGAACUGGAGGAAGAGAUGGACGGGGAGGGUAAGUAAUAUACCUGCCGUAGGUAGCUCGAGCACAUCCCAGGCGAACAUUCGUGCGUGAAAAGAGAAGAAAAUUCCCCACGUGUCGUGUUUAUAGUUUUCGGUGGGAGUGGUCCCUCCGCCUACUUGUCUUUGGAGUGGUGUGGCUGACUUGACAAAAAAAGAGAGAGAGAGAUCAUUUGUGAUUUUCCUCGACAUUCAGCAAAAAAAAGAAUAAAGGAAAGUGAACAACACUGACGAUCAAGAAGACAUUUUGGAUUUAACUAAAGUGUAUAUACCCUACUGCCUACUGUAGAGGAUUUAUGAACAUCACUUCAGCAAAGAAUAAAGCCAGAAGGGGCAAGCAAGCUAGGUCAUCUGUGGCAAUCAUCUGCACCGACUAACAAGGCGACAGCUCAGCCGACUAACAUUGUCAACGCAGAAGACUGGGACUGCUUUACCAGCAAACUCAAGCCCCUACACAAUGGUCCUUGAGUAUAUACGACCCAAAGAAGAAGAAGAAAAUUUUAUGCUGUAAGGUCGCCUCUCUGUUAAAACCUUGAUUAAAAACAAUUGAAACUGGGGCAAGGAUUAGUGCGAAGAGGAAAAUUUGCCUUCACGAUUUCAAGAUCUGAGUUUCUGUUGUAGUGAGAAAGUAAUUUAAUAUUCAGAGUUCGUAACGCAAACGGUUGCAUAUUCGUGAACACACAGCCGCCCAGUUAUUGGCUUAAAAGAAGUGAAUCGACCAUAAUAAAGUUUUUUUUUUUUUUUUUCAUUUCGACUUUGGUUUUCGUCUCAAGAUGUUCGAUGCACAAUGCCGCAGUCAUGUAUCCCUCUGUUGACACACGGAGUGAUUGGUGCCAUUACUUGACUCCCCGAGAAGCUCUGACGUCGAGUCUCGAGAACUAGUUCCUGAAAUACGUCGCUAGAUUCGCUUGUUUUGUAUGCUGGUGACUUUUUGCACGGGAACGGCAUCAUCGCUUUGUCUCUCUCUGUCACUGCUAUCGAGAAGUCAGUUAUUUUUGCGAUUUUGUGGAGCCUUUAUAUUUUUACCGACAAGUUCAUUUUGUAGGGGGAGACAGAAUUUAAAGGGGAAAUCGUAGGAAAAUUCCAUCUCCGCAUUCCUGAAAUACCAGAGGAAUUAAACAAAACACUGACUGGAAGAGGAAGAGACCACGUGUGAAGACCCAAGAAAAAAAAAAAAAGUUCGCAUACUCUUCCGAGCGUGACCUCAUCUGGCAAGGGACGCUGUCCUUUCCCAUAGCACCAAUAGCUCGGUCUAUGUGCCCAUGUGUUCGGCCGUUGGCACUCCUUGCCCGUGGCUCUUGGUGUUUUGGCACUCUUUCACACCUGUCGCAGUUUCCUGUCUGAGGUCGGCGGGGCCAGGCGACCUUUUUCUUGUCUGUACCGUUUGGGAACCGUAGCAGCGCGUCCCCCGUCUUCAUUAGCGGUGAAUGUGAACUACUCCAGUGUUCUGUGUUGUCGAGGAAAGGUCGUCAUCUGAAAAUUGUCAAGACUAGUACUGUCACGUGUCUGUGUUUGUUUGUGUCUAGUUAGGCGCUUGUUUAGACCCUGUUGCCAUCUGUACACGGAAGUGUCUGGUCUUGAAUGCCAGUGUAGCUGACGGGGGCUGUGUUUAGCUUUGUUACGAACAGUUUUGUUUGUUAAAGUUUCUUCUGGAAUUUGGAUGUUAGCUAAGUCGAGGCUGUGUGUCGAGUAGCAACGAAUGAACAUUGUUUGGAUGACUGUCUGUCCGAGAAGAUCCUGGGAUCGCUAGAAGGCCCAAGCGUUCCUCACGAGAUCCCCUUUUUUUUUUUUUUUGGGUCUGUUUGUAAUACUGACCAGGAACUUGGUGCGGAGAAGAGCCAGCAGUUUUAUGAAUGAAUUACAGAAAACUACCCAGGAAGUAGUGAUAACCCCGCAUUUUGUUUCCCCUCCUCUCAAGAAAGGAACAGAAUAAUAGACUGGAGGAAAUUCGAACGACCAGGAGACCUGAACCAGAGAGAAGGAACGAACACAGUAGGAGGAGGAGGAGGAGGAGGAGAGAGGUGUGUCUUCUUUCUCUCUCCCUCUCUCCCCUCUAGGAGAGAGAGAGAGGACCCGAGAGGCAAGGUGGUUAGGAGUCAGGACCACUCUUGACCUCUUCCGCCCAUGACCCAACCUGGUGCGACGUAUCUCUAUGUUCAGCGUGACCUUAGGCGUGGGUUCGAAGUCUGGUGGCUGCGGUCGAAGCAUCGUCGGCCUUCAAGCGGCGUGUGGGUUAGGGGGCGGAGCUGGGGAGGUCCUCAGCAUCGCCUCCCCCAAAAUCUCCUCCACAGCCGCAGCAAUGCUCUAUUACUCCCUCGACCCACAGUUCAGCGCCCUGAUCUUCUCCCUCUACGGGCGGCAUGAGAGGUUCACCCUUAUCCCUGACGCCCUGGCGUGCUACGCCCAUGGGGCCCACCAAACGUCGGAUAUUCUCGCCUACGCCCACACGGUCGGGCUGCAGCUCUACGCCCUCGGGGACCAUUACGCCUGUCUACUCACUCAAGUACGGGCGGGCAGUGUUAUUUUCCUAGUGGGCGUGGGGUCUCUGGUGUGCUGGAAACUUUGGGAGCACUGGAGGAAAGGCGGAUCCAGCGCAGCCACGCCCACGCCCACCAGCACACCCCCAUCCAGGCGCCCGCGAGGAAUCCUUGCGUCUCUCCUCGAAGAAGACCUCGUCCAGGACCUCGACGACAUCGAGGAUGAGGAUCCUGCCUUCAUUCACAUUUUGGACCAAGGUCGACGGUAUCUCCUGAGACUGGUCGUGGGGAGAUACUUUGGCCCUGACAGCCCUUGUAGUGAGGCCCCUUGCGAAGAUGUUUCCCUCGUCAGUAGUAUCGAUGUCAGCGAAGCCAGCGAAUUUCACGCCCGCGACUAUCUGGCGGAUGCUAGCAACUCCUACACUGCGGGAGAUGCUGUAAGUUGCCCUGCCUUGCCUUUGGGGUCUUCCUCUGAGAACAACAGUCUCCCUACUGAUGAGGACUCAGACGCAGAGCUCUUUGGCAGCAGCAAUCGAAUCGUCAAGAGAAAACACAAGGCAUCUGAAAUCCACAGGAAUCAGGUUCAAGGAACUCCAUCAAAGCAAUCUGCAGCCAAUUCUCCAGCUAUACAGAUGACAUCGUCCCACUCUAAUGGUGGAAGAAAGAUCAGAAAUGAUAAUAGGUGUGGCCAAGCAUACUCUUCUUCAGCCCCCACAACUAGUCAUCCGCUGCAGGAUGGUUGGUUGUCCUCAGAAUCUUCUCCUGUCCAUAGGUCAUCCUGUCCUCCUUGCCCAGCUCCAUGGAGAGACUUAACAAGACCUCAGGGUGAUGGAUCAGAGACACCUGAUUCUGAAGAUUUGGCUGAGAAAAAGAAACGACUUCAACGAAUAUCUCCUCCACGCCAUUCAGCAGGUGUUGAACAUGAAGAGAACUGGUAUAUUGAUAACAGAUAUGGAUAUAUAAGACUUCAGCCUGAAGGAGAGGAACGUCACAAUGCAGCAGUUUCCAGCACUUCACUUAGUGAUUUGAUGGAAAGGAUGAGACAGAGACACAGAGGAUCAAUCUCACGGGAUAAUUCUAUAGCUUCAAAUAUGUCUGAUGUUCUCCUGUCACCAGGAGGCUCAAGAAGAUUUGCUUUCAAAAGAGAGGAUUCUGUGUGUUCAAAUAUUUCUGAUUUUGCACCUUCCGAGUGCUCAGAAAUGUCUUUAGAUGUCUCACUGAAAGAAGAUUUUGGAUGCAAGACAUUCUCAUGCUUGAAUGACAUUGAACAUGAAUUGGAUGAUCUCAAAUCCUCUAUGUUGGAAAUGGAUGAAGAAGUCACAAAAUUCACAUCAAAGCCAAAUCCAUACAUGCUUAAAACAACAUUUUCAGAUUAUUCCGUUACAUCAGGAGAUUCACGACCAGGGUCAGCUCUGGACAUCAUAAAUAACCAUCGUUCUCGAGCUUCUUUAAAAGGACUUGUAGGCACAAAAGUUGGUACAUCAUCUGAGUCAGAGGUUAUUGAAGGUGCAGUAGUUAAUCCUUCACAGACAUCCAGUCAAGUAGUGUCUGGGUCAGAAGCAGAAGGAUCCUUUGAGUGGGACUCACCUCAGCAUGGAUGGUCAAGCAUGAAGUGUCCUCCCCUCUCAAAACUUCCAGAACAACCAUCUGAAGAUCCAGAAUCAUCACGUGCAUCAGUUCAGGAUGACAUGAUGCCUUCUUUAGAAUGGGAUAAUGACUGCCUUCAUCAGUAUGCCGAAGAAGAUACAGCUGCCACACACGAUGAUCCAAACGAUGAUGUCUUCCAUCCUAAUUCACAUGAUAGCUUUGCUGAACUAGAAGGAUAUGAAGAGUAUAAAGUAGUAUGUAGCAGACAACAGUUACUUCCUGACCACUCAUCCUUAGAACUAGAUCUUGAAGAAGAACUUUUGUGUCAAACUGGAUCCGUAACAGAGAACACUGACUUACGCACUGCUCCAAUGACUAUAUCAGUUGAUUCUGCUAUCCAUUCAGCCACAGGAUCUCGGUCCACUUCUUCCAGUCCUCUACCAUCUGGCCUGAAUCAAUCUUUUCUCAGCUCGUCAGGCCUGGCUAGCAGCUGCGAGAUCUCCCCAACAACCCCUGAUUCAGAAUCUGCUGGUUGGUCCAGUUGGGAUCGCCGAUUAGGGCCAGGGGAGUUUGGUAGCAAGGUCCGACGCUACUGGAGCUCAGAGGAGAGUGGGUAUAUGGAAGGGCUUGACACAUCUCUGGACACUUCUGUACUAGCACACCUUUCACCUGUGCACGAGAUCAAGGAAAAAGAAACUUCAGAAAGCAGCACCUCUACUCCUCAGCGUCGUAUUGAUAAUCAAAACAUCACACUAACUGAGGAUAACAUAAAAGAAAGUACUGAUAACAACCUUAACAAUAACCUUAUUAUGGGCAAUAAGUCCAGUAUUGUCAAUGAUAAUGAUCUUUCAAAUAGUACUGCAGCACUAACAACAAAAACAGUUAUGGCUAUUGGUCAGAAGGUUAAAAUCAUUGAGUAUGCUGAAACAGAAUGGCAUGGGAACACACCGAAGGCACAAAUCAUUAGACAGGGUUAUUCUGCUAUACCUGUUGAACUGAACUUGAAGCAUUUGCGAAGAGUGCGGGGAGACAAUUACUGUGGAAUUCGUGCAGCCCUGUAUCAAAUGCUAUCCCUUGGACUUCCAUUGCCUAAUGGUCAUGCAACACAUACUCGCUUAGCUACCGAGUUAAAACAGGGAUCAACUUGGCUACAAGACUGGACAUUUGGUCAUCGCCUUCAUUUUUCCAAAGAACAAAUCCUCAAUGGGUUUUGGGAAUGUUUAGAUUCCCUGGACAAUUUAGUUCUGAAUCUCAUGGGAGUUGAAAAUCGAGAGUGCGUCGUCCUUUCCCGUCUCAAUGGUGAUCCCACUUUAGACAUCAAAUUGUGUGAGGCUGUUAAGCUUCACAUGCUGGCUGCUGCAUUAGACUUGCACAUUGGAAAUAACAAUGGUGAUAAUGUUCCGCUCUUUGCAAUGAUCAUGUUUGCACGUCAUUCAUCAUUAACCCCAAGAGAUCUUCUGAAGAAUCACCUCAAUCCAGUUGGAGAUUCAGCUGGAUUAGAACAGGACCAACAUAAGAUUGAGAUGUUCUUAAUGGGACAUACUUUGGGAGUAACACUGCAAGUAGUUCGUCCAGCAAGCUAUGGCAAGGAUGAUUUCAUUUGUUACUACCCAGAUGCCAACAUUGGUGUUUGGCCAGAAGUGACUCUUGUGGCUGAAGAUGAUCGACACUACAAUGUUCUCGUCAAGUGAGAAGAAAGAAACUCAGAUUCUGUGAAGGGAAACAACUAGUCAGUGGUGCUGAAAAAUUUUUAUCAUUGACACUUCUAAGUAAUGCAUUUACUACAAAUGGUACUGCUAGUAUCAAAAAGAAGGCUGAUCUCAGAUUUGAUGUACUCCCUGCAAAGGUAGCUGGGCAGGAAACCAGUACCAAGAAUGAUAAAAAGGAACUAGCAUUGAAGAGCUGAAAAUUUAACUUGUACACAACUUUACUAUUAAUCAUUUUUAUCAGAGCACAACUUUGUGAACAGUAUUUUGGUUACUGUACUAUUUAUUGUUUUUUUUUUUUUUUUUUUUUUUUUCAAUUUUAUGCAUUUAAAUUGGGUUUACAAAAUGAACUGAGAGAUUGCUUUGUGAUUCAUUGAUGUUCUUAGUUUAUAUGCUGAUUUCUUAAUCAAUACUAUACCAUAGUAAAAACAAUAUAAUAAUCAGUUCUGAUACAAUCAAAAUAUACAUGAAUAUUUGUGGACAUAAAUUCAGAACGUUCAUUGUGGUUUACAGGACAAAUAUAUAUGCAAUAGUAAUGGGAAUGGUGCAGAUAUCCAUUCCAUUUUAGAGUGGUGCAUGCUGGAUCUGGACUCAGCUCGAGAGAAAUGCUGUAUGUAUAUUGCGUGUGAUUCAUGGGUGCAUGUAGGAUAUGAUGUAUAUAGUGUUUUUGUUAGCAUAUCUCAGUUUGUUUAGAAAUUGUGUAAAUAUAUAUUGUAUAUAACCAUUAUCUGUUGGAUAAUUGAAUAUGUAAAUUUAGGAAUAAUCUAAAUAGUUUUGGUUCAUUGAAUAUAAUUUGCCUGUAUUAUAUGCUAUGUAUCAUCAAACAAAAAGCAAGGUGUUGAUUUUCAUAAUAAUAGGCAAUAACCUUAUUUUAGAUGUUUAUAUAGAUGAUUCCAGCAGGAAAAAUAAUAAUGACAACACAAACUGCCAAUCAGCAGUAUCACAAAGGACUCGCCUUUUGAUUCUCAUCGUUUGACGUAUGCCUAUGUCUUACAUCUCUGGGAUUCUUUUCAAUAACCGGUUUGGUUAUUUGUAGCAUCAGAUGUUGAUUUGCAUGUAUAUAAGAAUGAACUGCUAAAGAAAGUGUAAUAAAUUUGCAUUUCAAAAUUUGAUGCUCAAAUGAUGGAAAUUGUUUCACAGAACUCUUUCAAAGCAUGUAGACCCAGAUGCUCAGUCUGGAUUUUGGUUAUGAUGCGUGGGCAGUACAAUAUGGUGGUUAAAACAAUAAUCGGUUGUCUUCCAUAUGUUUAAAGCAUCUAUUAUGUCUCAAGUCCACUGUGUUCAUAAUUCUGCACUCUUCCAUUAACUUUAUGUUAUAAACUGUUUCUACUAAACUAGCAUUACCUUCUGCUGAUUUAGUAUUGUAUUGUUAUUCACGUAUCAAAGCCUGUGUUUACAUGCUUAAUGGUAUUGGAACAUAGUAAUGGAGACUAUAACUAAAUGGAGAUCUGUGUCAGAUUUAGGAGUGCCAGUUGCUCUUGUAUCUUAAACCUCAUUCUAAUAUGAAUUUGCAGACCAAAGAAAUAGUGAUAGUAUGAAUGAUUUUAUUUUUAUUUUAGAUUAUGCAGCAUAACUAUAUUUGAACAAGUGUGAACCUAAUAAAGGAACAACAAACAUUAACUAACGUCACUGUUUGUAGCUUAAGGAAUUCUGUUCUGAUCAUUACAUUUGAGUCAUGGCAUUCCUAUUUCUACACAUGGUACCCACAAGUGCCAGGUCAUCAGAACAUUUUCAGACUAACUUAGUAACAGGUAUAACUUUUUAUCCAUAUGCAAAUUACAUUAGCCUUAAUAUUAAAUUACAGAAGAUCACAGACGAUAAAAUGAAAUUUGUAUUGUUUUUACUGUUCCAGAACAACCAGUUAAUUAGUGUAGCUAUACAGCAAAUACAGAACUACUGUACAGGUAUUUCAGGUAAACAUAGGUUAUUAAGAUACCUCAAGUGUCAAAUAUACGUAAUGUAUGAUCUAAAGCUUGUAUCAAGUAAUAAGUAACUCAAAACUGCAAACAUAAGACACAGUGAGUACUGCAGUGAAGUGGUGUACCCACUGGUACAGUCACUGAAAACCAACAAGCAUUUUUGUACUGUUCCAUUUUCUCAGUUUUUCAAAAGUAAUUUAUUAAUACACUUGCAUUAUAGUAUAAUAGAGAAAUUAAAUACAAUAACCCUUAUCUUUGUUACUGUGAAGCAUGUAGCAAUUCAAUAUUCAUGCACAAAUCACCAUCAACAUUGAGGCUUCUUGCCAUACAAAGUUUUGCUUUGUAUUUUGGUUGAAGAUGCACAGAUAAAGCACCGAUUUUUUACUAUGCACUAAAUCAGUUAAUUGGAUAUUUUGGGCAGGAGUGCUGGCUUUCCUGAUAUUUAUUUACUUUAUUUAUUACAGUACUAUUGUUUUACUUGUAUAAUUUGGAAAGUUCAGUUUCACUUCAUGCCCUUUAGUGUUUUUGUUGUGUCAUUUGCUGAAAUUUCUUCCAAUUCUAAGUAUUCUUUUCCUUUCACCACACUUUUUCAUAUAAGCACAAAAUACGCUUAUCAAAUUGUAUAUGCAAUAUGGCAUGCUCUGUAACUGUGCAAAGAAAUAGGGAAAGAUGGCCUGGCACCACAGUAUUUUGCUUUGAACUCCACUCAUUAGUAUGUUGCUGGAAAUUCUUAAUAAAAGGUUGCUUAUUAUUGAAUUUUUACUUUUACAUAUUGAUAAAGUUGCCCAGCAUUAUUUAAUGUUCAAAACAUUUUUCAACUCCAUAUAGUUUAUAAUUGUUCCUUGUAUUUUUGUACUACAGUUUAUAUAACAUACAAGUGCACCUUUGAUAUGAUGAGUACAUGUUUUUUGUUACAACAGUUGUAUCUGACCAUUAAUUAUAUCAUUCAGCUUUAUGAUGAAUUGGUAGUAUAGUGCAGUUUCAACCAGUGCAAUGAAAAUGCUGUUGAUGACUGCAUUUUAAAUCAAAAUUUUCUUUGCAUUUUUCUGAAAUUUUAAAGCGGCAAAAUUUAUUAUUAUACGUACUUUCAUAGCUAUAAUGCUGUAAGUACAUAAUCCUGAAAUAAAGUGAAAAAUUAAAUUAAUACAAAAAUACAAAAGGCAUAAAUCAUGAUGCAAGAGUGCACUUGAGUAUAUUUUUUUCCAGUGAUCAAAGUUCCAUCUUAUUACAGAUGAGCUAAUAGGCUGUUAAGAAUGUAACAUAAGAAAUGCAUUUAUACAAAUAUGAAAAUAUCAUGAGACAUUUUUUGUUGAGGUUUGCCUAUGCUGGAAUUCAAUGUGAUUAUAUAGUACAUCAAAAUGCAUUUUAUGGAUGAUUAUUUUCAUAAAAGUUUAUAUCUUCUUAAAUUGAUGGUGUAAACUGGAAUUGACUUGACUGUUGUUCUUCUUUAGGUUCAUUUUAUGUGUUACAAUGCAGCUGUGUCAGGUCUAAGUUAGGUUACGGCUCUGUAACGGGUUUUGCAGGAGUAGAACAAAGUGAGUUUAUUUUCCA